AUGAUGAAUCGCGUUAUCAAACCAUGCGAUGUGUUCAUUAAUCAUCGAGGGAUUGAUACAAAACGCACUGUCGUUUCUUUGCUUUAUGAUCAUCUUUCUAGGUUUAACCUAUGUCCUUUCUUGGACAACAAGAAUAUGAAACCAGGCGAUAAGUUGUUUGAAAAUAUUAAUAGAGCAAUCAAGCAAUGUGAGGUUGGUGUAACAGUUUUUUCUCCACGUUACUGUGAGUCAUAUUUUUGUCUUCAUGAGCUAGCUUUGAUAAUGGAGUCCAAGAAAAAAGUUAUUCCUAUAUUUUGUGACAUUAAGCCUUCGCAACUUCGCAUUGUCAACAAAGGACUGUGUACAGAAGAGGAGAUUCAUAGGUUUAAUUGGGCUCUUGAAGAGGCAAAGCACACCGUAGGGCUAACGUUCGAUUCAUUAAAAGGGAACUGGUCGGAAGUGGUGACGAGUGCUUCAGAUAUUAUAAUCAAAAGCUUAAUUGAGAUCGAGAAUGAAAAACAAAAGCAGCGUCGAAAGAUUUCAAUGCCUUAUUAA
This is a messenger RNA of Jatropha curcas, 534 nucleotides long. Its product is annotated as putative 2' cyclic ADP-D-ribose synthase BdTIR. NCBI's taxonomy places the organism in Eukaryota, Viridiplantae, Streptophyta, Magnoliopsida, Malpighiales, Euphorbiaceae. The record is from RefSeq and is a predicted model, not a curated record. Gene Ontology annotation, biological process: signal transduction.